AUGGCUCAAAGAGCUUACUCUUUCUCUGCACUUCUUCUCAUUUUCAAUAUCCUCCUUGUGACAAAUUGGCAAGCAGUUGCUGGCCGCAACAUUGCGAAGAACUCUGACAAUGAUGACAAGAAAGAGCCUCAGUUUCUUUUCAAGCAUGAUCAUGGCUCAGGAUCAGGAACUGAAUCAGGAUCGGGAUCAGGCUCAGGAUCAGGAACUGAAUCAGGAUCGGGAUCAACAGGUCACAGUUACGUUCCUGGUGGCGAUGACACUUCUAUUCCAAACCCGGGCAAUGAGGUUCCGAUACCUGGGAGUGGUGGUGUUGGCGCUGGUAAUCCAUGA
Messenger RNA from Vicia faba (fava bean), 330 nucleotides. The record is from the annotation of a GenBank genome assembly. NCBI's taxonomy places the organism in Eukaryota, Viridiplantae, Streptophyta, Magnoliopsida, Fabales, Fabaceae.